Leptonychotes weddellii (Weddell seal) is the source of this 489-nucleotide messenger RNA. Its product is annotated as protein kinase C alpha type-like. Gene Ontology annotation, biological process: intracellular signal transduction; phospholipase C-activating G protein-coupled receptor signaling pathway. Lineage: Eukaryota; Metazoa; Chordata; Mammalia; Carnivora; Phocidae. Gene Ontology annotation, cellular component: cytosol. Gene Ontology annotation, molecular function: protein serine/threonine kinase activity. The record is from RefSeq and is a predicted model, not a curated record.
GGCAAGAGGUGGUUGGGGGGACCAUGGCUGACGUUUUCCCGGCCAACGACUCCACGGCGUCUCAGGACGUGGCCAACCGCUUCGCCCGCAAAGGGGCGCUGAGACAGAAGAACGUGCACGAGGUGAAGGACCACAAAUUCAUCGCCCGCUUCUUCAAGCAGCCCACCUUCUGCAGCCACUGCACCGACUUCAUCUGGGGGUUUGGGAAACAAGGCUUCCAGUGCCAAGCCUCGGCAACAGCAUCAUUUCUGCCACAAAUCUUCCGGAAACUUGAGGCUGGGAGAAGAGACUUUUCCCUCGAUGCUCACAGCCUGUACCCGGAAGACUUGACUGUCCUUCAUGACCUUGAAAUGAUCAGUUUGUGACUGUUCACCAGACUACACUUGAAGCUGUUCAGAGUACCUGAGCCUUACUGAUCUUCAUAGAUACCAGGGUCUAGCACCAUGUCUGGGACGUAGCUGUUGCUCAAUAAAUACCGGUUGACCAGAA